Alternaria arborescens is the source of this 4221-nucleotide messenger RNA. RefSeq lists its product as hypothetical. Lineage: Eukaryota; Fungi; Ascomycota; Dothideomycetes; Pleosporales; Pleosporaceae. Gene Ontology annotation, biological process: early endosome to late endosome transport. The transcript has 3 exons. The coding region runs from base 1 to 4221 and encodes 1406 amino acids. Gene Ontology annotation, molecular function: SNARE binding; guanyl-nucleotide exchange factor activity; phosphatidylinositol binding. The record is from RefSeq and is a predicted model, not a curated record. Gene Ontology annotation, cellular component: late endosome; plasma membrane; early endosome.
AUGCCUCCCGUGCUGAAUCCCUUCUUACGGGCCUUCUUCCGUAGUGCACUCCCCAGCCAGUGCCAGCCAGCCCAGCACCACGUCCUUCUCGUUCCCACCACCGAAGUCCUCCUCACAUCGCGCGACAAGGAAUCAAACACCUCGUACAUCGACCUCAGCGGUUCCGAAGACUUCCUCGCAAGCCAUGUGCUGCGCGUACCGGGCGGAGUGGGGCCGAACAAUCACCCCAAGGACUCGGGUAGUUUCAGGGAAACGCGGGGGAAGGCGAAGCAGUUUACCACCGCAAAUGGCCGGACGGUGAUAGUCAAGGAUGCCUUCAUCUAUAGCAACAAAGGAUUCAAGACACUCAACCAGGCGCAGCUCUUGAGCGAUACCAUUUUCUACCCCGACUCCUUCGAUGCCCAGCCAUGGCUCGUCUAUUUUAUAUCCCGGCCCCUCAUAGGCACCUUCGAUGCGAACCCAAUAAUACCCGCUACACUUCAGCCCAAGCAGGAUGCAGGAGCAGGGCCAGGAGCAGGGCCAGGAGCAGGACCACCGGUCGCAGCGGGCCCGUCUGGAGGCGCCAGCUCCUCCAUGCCUCGGAAGAAGGAAGUCAAGUCCUUCAGCGACCUGUUGAACCACUUCCCAAUGAUUGCACGUCAAAUGCAACCAGGGCUGGAGAGGCUGUUCAAGGAGUUUGGCAAGGAGCUUGAGAAGCCUUUGCCAGCGACACCAUCACAGAGGUCGCGGCGAUCGUCCAUGAGUUCCCGAAGACGUGGGUCAGUGUCCUCAAGAGAGACGACACCUUUCUCUAUACACAGUAGCAUGUCACACGGCACGAAUGGGUUUGUCUCAAAUCUGGAGAUUAGCGACGAAGAAGACCAAAUGCGGAGAUCGCUAGAAACCGCAGUAACAGCGGCCAUUGACCUCUUCCAGAUGGUAGAUAAGCAGCAACUGUCAUUAUUGGGCGCCACAACCGACUUGACGGGUCCCAUCGUGGAGCGCAUGAUUGAACGAUAUAUCGCCGAGCAAGUACACCACACAAUCCUCUUCCCGCGAAUACAAGAAAUACGGCUACUAGAAGACACCGACCUCGAGCGCCGCACGCGACAAAUGGUGGAUAUUGAUAUAUCGCAGGUCGGCAUCGACAUCGGCCAUGGCCGCAAAGGCAAGCAAGAACUAGCUAUACGACUUUCCAAGGCUGUCGAUAUGUUCAAGAAGAUGGGUGUUGCGGGCAGUCCACAAGAGAUGUUGGAAAUACUUCUCAGCGUACAGAAGCACAUUACAAUGCCGGAUGAAUCGCAGGAGAAGGUCAUGACAAACGGAGAGCAGAUGUCGGAGAAGCAAGAUCAUCUUCUUACCAUCAACGCGGAUACACUUGUGUCGCUGUUGCUCAUAGUAGUGAUAAGAGCGCCUGUACGGCAUCUGCAGGCACGACUUUCAUAUAUGCGACAUUUCAUCUUCAUUGACGACGUCGAGAGCGGGGAGAUGGGCUAUGCACUCAGCACAUUCGAGGCUGUCCUUUCCUACCUGACGACAGACUCAGGCGGUCUACGAAGAGCAAGCCGACGGAAUCGGGCAUUGUGGCAGGCCACGAAAUCUGGUGAUCUUGAAACAAUGCAGGGUAUACUGGAGCCCGAUCGAUCGUUCAAUCCAGAUCUGGAUAGCUUCUCGGAUGAGAGCGAUACCCCACCAAGAAAUCGUCAACUCAGGUUUGCUGCAAGUUUAUCAGAUUUGCAUUCUGUAGGAGGCACUACCUUGAACGGGGACGAUGAAUACUCAUCACGACGGCGAAGCAUAUCUCGCGACAAGAGUGCGCAUGAAGAUGGUCCCCUGGCACACAUAUUCCCUUUCCAGCGCGCUCAAACACCACCACUGCCUGGCAGACCGAAGAUGAAGAAGAGGGUAUCCAUGGACACUAGGAGUAUGUCGAGUGGCUCAGCACGGUCGUUCCGAUCUCGUACAACCCUCGACUCCCGGGUUAGCGCUAUCGAAGGCGACGUUUCGAUAGAAAAGCUCACCAUGACACAAGGGCCCGACGGUGAGUCAGUGAUGAUGAUGGCGAUUGAAAACAAUCAGGAUAAAGCAUUGCAAUAUCUGCUUAGUCUUACCGAGUACUACACUCCCUCUUAUGUCUUUGAAGACUACAACAACGAAGGCACCAAUUUGUUGAGUGCAGCAAUCCAACUGGGCCAUACUAGAACGACAGACACGAUUCUCAACUACAUCCUGGACAACAGCCCCAGUCCCCAGGCACUGAAAGAAUUUCUCUCCAAACCAGACGCGAAAGGUAGAUGCGUGGCACAUUAUCUCUUCAAUCAACCUCGACUUAUAGACCGCAUCGGACAUCUCUUGCCCUGGCAGCUGAAAGAUAAGAACGGCCAGACACCGGUCUUCGCUUUGGCUAGGGCAUACGAUCACGAUGAGUACCACGACAUGGUCGAUAAAGCACUGCUCGCCGCAACUCACUAUCAGGAUGACGGACAACCAUUACAUCUUGACGAGCACGUCGACAACAAGGGAAACAGCCUGCUACACAUCAUCACAGACCCUCAACUAGCAGCAAAGCUACUGUACCGCUGCGAUUCCGAUGCCAAUGCGACAAACGAUCGACAGUUCACACCACUCAUGGUAGCUAGCAAAUACGGCCGAACGGACAUGGUGCGAGUGCUCUUCCAAGACCCCCGAGUAGACCUUUCUUACAGAGACGCCCGUGGCCUCACCGCCGUGGAACUCGCCAAAGACGACGACGUCCGAAACCGCAUCGACGAUCUGGUUCUCCUCUCAAACGAAGCCGGUCCAGAUGGUCGCACAACAACCGUCGUUCGCUCCUUUUUUGUCGAAGACGGAACAGUCCGCCUCGUUUUGAAAUCCGGUGCGCCCAAUGACAACAAGACCAUUACCGUGACAACUUGUCGUAGAUCGUCGCAGGAUUUCGAGAAUCUUGCGAAAUGGCUCGCACAAGAACAUCCUGCGUCUUGGUUACCUGUCAUACAUAACCUAGCAUCCCCUUACCUGAUUCCGUCGAGACCUUCGCGGUCGAUUCUGCGGGAUAUGCAGUUACGCCUCGAUGCGUUUCUCAAAAUCCUGCUGCGUCAUCCCACCUUCUCCACGCACGAAAUGGUCUGGGAAUUCUUCUUGGUGCCUGACAUCGACUCGUCGAUGCUAGCCGAGCGCUCCGCGCGGAAAGCCGAACUGCGCGUUGAGCGGUUGAGAGAAGAGUAUGCGCCUAUAUACGACGUAAGGGAAGUGGAACUCUUUGUCCAGCACAUGCGGGAAAACAUCCGGGCGCUACAUCAUGCGUCAAGGAGUGUGCUGCGGCGCGCAAACAAAGUCCGGGCUAGCGCUAGUGAUCUCAACGAUGCAGCAAAGAUAUCGAACACGGCUAUGCAUUCGCUUACCUUUUUACCGGAAGCCCAUCUCAAGGCACUGGACCGGUAUACAGCGUGUUUAAAACAGAGCGACGCAAGUCCCAUGUCAGGAUUCUAUUACUCCAUGCACGCCAUCUCCUCAACCAUCACCGCCAUCCUAACCGCCUUAUCCCGCCCUUCCACCAUCAUUACCCAAAUGGCAGCGACGCAGAAAUCCAUCGACCGCCACAACCUGUCUGUUCGCCGCAGCGACCGCUGGCCCCUGGGCCUGCUGGACGACGCUCGCUCCCGUGUCCAGCGCGAUGCGCAGGACAAGAUGGAUAAGAGUAGAGGCGAAUUGGAGGAUUGGGGCCGCGAACUCCGGUACACGCAGCAGGUUGUUGCGCAGGAGUUGGCGAGCUGGCAGGAGAAUAGGGUUGAGACGGGGAAGAAUGCGCUGAGGGAGUUGGCGAGGAAGAUGGUGGUUGUGGAGCGGGCUAGGUUGGAGAGUAUGAGGAGGGCGGUUAGGGGGUUGGGGAUUGGCGGAGAGGUUGUUGGCGUUGGAGAGAGUACUUCACAUCAUCAACAUCAACAACAUGGGGGGAUCAUGGCGAAUGGGGGGUUGGUCAAUGGGUUUGCCGAUCGUCAUCAUCAUGACCAUGGUAUGGAUGUUGCUGGGCCGCUUCUUACAACGGUUGAGCAGGCCAGGUUCCACGAUGUUACGGAUGAGGACGUUGAGGAGGGACCGGGUGCUGUUGAGGACUCGGAGGCUGAAGGCGUGGUUUGGUCGAAUGGAGAGGUGGCGGCCGAGGAGGUGCCGCCUGCGGAUGAACUUGCGCAGGAGUCGAUGAUGUCGAUUGGGGGGAUAGGGAGGGAUCAAGUGGUGGGGUAA